Daucus carota subsp. sativus is the source of this 2280-nucleotide messenger RNA. RefSeq names its product DEAD-box ATP-dependent RNA helicase 47, mitochondrial. Gene Ontology annotation, molecular function: RNA helicase activity; ATP binding; RNA binding. Lineage: Eukaryota; Viridiplantae; Streptophyta; Magnoliopsida; Apiales; Apiaceae. The record is from RefSeq and is a predicted model, not a curated record. The transcript has 3 exons. The coding region runs from base 248 to 1939 and encodes 563 amino acids.
UUUUAAUGAACUUGCUAAAUAGACAGAAUUAUUUAAACAAUAAAUUCAUAUUAUCCUGUAUUCCUGUCUCCUGAUUUCCUGCCCUGCUGAAAAUAUCACUCAAUUCGUAACUGAGUUAUUCUCCUGGCAGGAGCUGAGUCAACUCGGCAAACUCGCUCUCACCCAAACGCCGCUUCUGAUAUUCAAGGGUUGCAUUUGUAUAAGUCCUGUAUUGUGGCUUCUAGUUGCCGAGCAGAGAGCAUAGAAGAUGACAGCUCUGGUGACAACGCGGUUGCUAUUUCUAGUUGGGGAUUCUUUAUCUGUUAAAAAGUUCUCACGGUUUCCGAGGGCAGCUCCAUUGCCUAAAAAUAUUCGUCUAUUUUCCCGAAUUAGUCAUGAUAAUGGGCCUCUCACUCUCACGAGCCUGGGGUUUAUGAGUGAACAUGAAACAACUACGAGGGACGAGAAAUAUAAUCUUCCGCAGAUAAGUUCAACAGUAAAAGUACCCAAAAGUAAAGUAAAAGUAGUUAGAAGUGCAGCGGUCAGGUCAGUCAUUGCGAGGAAUCCUCUUGAAAUAGAAGCUGCCCCAUUUUCUGCAAAGUCAUUUGCCGAACUUGGUCUUCCAUCGUUGUUAAUUGAGAGGCUAGAGAGGGAAGGUUUUGCAGUUCCUACUGAUGUUCAGUCGUCUGCGAUUCCCACAAUACUUAAGAGUCAUGAUGUAGUAAUCCAGUCGUACACGGGUUCCGGAAAAACAUUGGCGUAUCUUCUUCCAAUACUAUCAGGAAUAGGUGCACUGAAUGAACUUCAAAAUACCGUUAAACCUAGGAAGAAAAUGGAUAUAGAAGCAGUAAUCGUGGCCCCUUCUAGGGAGCUUGGAAUGCAAAUUGUUAGGGAGGUUGAAAAGCUUUUAGGACCUGAAGAUAGAAAACUAGUUCAGCAGCUUGUAGGGGGUGCAAAUAGAUCAAGACAGGAAGAAGCUCUUAAAAAAAAUAAGCCAGCUAUCGUAGUUGGGACACCUGGGCGGAUUGCAGAGAUUAGUGCAUCUGGAAAGCUUCACACUCAUGACUGUCGUUACCUAGUCCUAGAUGAAGUUGAUGAGCUGCUUUCGUUUAAUUUCCGAGAGGAUAUGCAUCGGAUACUGGAGCAUGUUGGGAAGAGACCCGGUUCUGGGAAAAGUGAUUCAAAAAUCCCUACUGCCAGGAAAGCUGGACGUCAAACUAUAAUGGUGUCUGCAACUGUGCCCUUUUCUGUUGUAAGGGCAGCUCGGAGCUGGGGCUGUGAUCCUCUUCUUGUCCAAGCAAAAAAGGUUCUCACUCUUGAUUCUGUCACUCCCUCUGGACCUGUUAACUUGACUGGGACAUCAUCUGCUUCUACUACAACCUCGCAAACUCCCUCUGCAGUUCAGAGUCUACCACCAGCUCUGAAGCACUAUUACUGUGUCGCAAGGUUGCAACACAAGAUUGAUACUCUAAGAAGAUGUGUGCAUGCACUUGAUGCCAAGUCUGUGAUAGCUUUCAUGAAUCACAGUAGACAACUAAAGGAUGCCGUCUUUAAGCUAGAAGCUCGUGGGAUGAAUGCUAUUGAACUACAUGGAGAUCUUGGAAAGCUUGCUAGGUCAACAAUCCUAAAGAAAUUUAAGAGUGGUCAAGUUAGAGUGCUUGUGACAAAUGAGCUCUCAGCUAGAGGUUUGGAUAUACCAGAAUGUGAUCUUGUGGUUAAUCUUGACUUACCAACAGACUCAAUUCACUACGCCCAUCGAGCAGGUAGAACAGGCCGGCUUGGUAGAAAUGGUUCUGUGGUUACCAUAUGUGAGGAGCGUGAAGUAUUUAUUAUGAAGAAAAUGCAGAAGCAACUUGCAGUUCCUAUUCAAUCAUGUGAUUUUGCUGAAGGCAAGCUUCUUCUGACAGAGAAUGAGAAGACAUCAGAUACCGGAAGCUACCAAGAGAGCAGAAACGGAUGAAAGAACGAGGGACAAGGACCGGAGGAAGAGAUUUGAAAGGUGAAACGACGGUCUAGAGCUCAACCUUGUAGAAGCAACCGAGAAUGAAUAUGGUGAUGGCGUAUGCUGAGAGUAGCCUCCAGGCGUUGCUGAAAGACUAGACAUGAUAUGAUCUCAAGCUUUUACUACUAGUAGACCUCAUUGUAUGUCUUUCAUUUCGGAACUGUUUAUAUUCGAUUGUUCAUAACCUUAAACUUGCUUACGGUUAGGAGGAACCUCUUAAGCUACUGUAUUUACAGAAUAUUUUUGUUUAAUUAGCAGGGAGACUACAUAAACUAUAUAGUCAAUGCUUGUUUUUGCCA